CAGGAGUAGACAUGUGGGAAUGGCCGGCAGAGCAACCAAUCAGCGUGGAGUUUGGAGUGAGCGUGUGGGUCAGGGUAUAACAUCCGUAAGAGGUUGAAGAAGUGUAAAGUUGCUGAAGCUGAGAUAUGAACUCACUGGAACAGGCCGAAGCCACAGGAUCCUACAUGUACACAUCCUGCAAGAACCACCCUGAUGGGUGCAAGAAGGAGCUGGCUUGAGGUUCCGGACGCACAGUACCCAACAAGCAACUGCAGGACUAGAACCUGGCAGGGAAUAAACACAGACUACAGGGAUUGCAUCUGGGGCACAUCUGUAUGCAGAGAUCUCAAGGCCUUUGAAAGAAGACUCACAGAAUACGUUUCCUGUUUACAACCUGCCACAGGUCGCUGGCGGAUGAUUCUUAUAGUGGUUUCUGUUUGCACGGCUACUGGAGCUUGGAACUGGUUAAUUGAUCCGGAGACACAGAAGGUAUCCUUCUUCACAUCUCUAUGGAAUCAUCCAUUCUUCACGAUUAGCUGCAUAACUCUGAUAGGCUUGUUCUUCGCUGGAAUACACAAGCGAGUCGUGGCACCAUCAAUAAUAGCAGCCCGGUGUCGGACGGUGCUAGCAGAGUACAAUAUGUCAUGUGAUGAUACUGGAAAACUCAUCUUGAAGCCCAGGCCGCAUGUCCAAUAGCACACGUCAUCAUAAAACAAAGCUUACUGCAAGAAGAUCAACCCUUCAAACUUUUAAUGUAAUUAGCGCAGGGUCUACAGACUACACAGGAGCCUCUAAAUCGAUUACCAAAGUGAGCAAGACGCGCAGCACUGACAAAAAUCUCUCUCUCUCUGUAUAUAUGAAGUAAAAGCAUUUGUACAGUUACUGUUCUAGAAAAACAAACAACCAACAAAGAUAACGUGGAACGGUUGCAUCUCCUCUCUCAUGUAUUUCUGUGUUGCUGCAGCACUUGUGUGUACGAGUGAGGCCAAGCAAGCCCAAGCUUGGUCGCUUCUGUUGUAACUGUGCUCCUCUGUUUGUCGCUACUGUAAAUACUGGAGUCCUGGGGCCACAAGUGGUGAUGACCAUGCCAAUGUACAGAGAGAAGACUGUGUGUGUGUGUGUGCAAGGCUGGGGCCACAGGUGGUGAUGACCAUGCCAUUGUAAAGAGUGAGAGGAGACUGUGUGUGCGUGCACAUGUGUGUGCUUUUAUCUUUUAACCCAGAGUCCGAAGGGAAAUCUCAAGGCCAUGAUAUAUAGUUUUUAGUCAGGGCUGUUUGCUGUAGUGUCACAGUUAUUCUUUGUUUGCCAUAUACUUGUAUUUGAUCAUCUGAGUCAGUAUUACUCAAUAUUGGUACUAAGCUAGUGUGUCCUGCCGUGCCUCUUUGACAUGCUUCAAACACUGUUCGCAGUUUUAAUUCAGUGUCCAAGCAGAAUUUGGUAUAUAAUAUUAUAUAUAUAUAUAUAUAUAUAUAUAUAUAUAUAUAUAUAUAUAUAUAUAUAUAUAUAUAUAUAUUGUAGGCACUUUUGCUGAGCAAUAACAUGACAUCAUGAAGUGACAUUACUCCUACAAAAUGCAAGUGUCCUUCAUUUGAAACAGUUCAUUCAAUGACAAGGUGGGUUCCAAUAUUUUGUCGAAAGGAUUGCAGAUCUAUAUGAUAUCCUUUUAAAGAGGGUUUCCCUGUGCUGCUGCUUGUAUACCUUUUUACAGCCCAGAGCAUUGCCUUUAUAUUAGAAUGAACUUUUAUCAUAUCACAAGGGGAUCGCAGCCAGUACAUCUCGUUUUGUGAAUAAUUAAUAGGACUGUGAGCCUGAAAUUAAGCAUGUUAUUUUAUUAGACAAACAAUUGGCUUGCUGAAAUUGAAACAGUUUUUUUUUUUUUCAAAUCUAUUGCAAUAAAUUUGUAAUUUGUUUUGUAUUGUAUAUACUGUAUUUGUACGCGCUGCUGAAACUUUUCUCUAUUAAGCAACCACUUAUCUCACAGAUAAGGAUCGCAGAAGCUGAAUAUAUACACAGAGAUUGUUUAACUGUUGGCUACUAUUAACAUUGUAUAUAUUUUGUUUGUUUUAACAUUUUAUUAAAUACAGUAGAUAUGGA
Acipenser ruthenus (sterlet) is the source of this 2073-nucleotide messenger RNA. RefSeq names its product CTD nuclear envelope phosphatase 1 regulatory subunit 1 (gene cnep1r1). The transcript has 7 exons. The record is from RefSeq and is a predicted model, not a curated record. Gene Ontology annotation, cellular component: cytoplasm; Nem1-Spo7 phosphatase complex. NCBI's taxonomy places the organism in Eukaryota, Metazoa, Chordata, Actinopteri, Acipenseriformes, Acipenseridae. The coding region runs from base 193 to 675 and encodes 160 amino acids.